Messenger RNA from Cavenderia fasciculata, 1281 nucleotides. RefSeq lists its product as uncharacterized. Gene Ontology annotation, biological process: transmembrane transport. The record is from RefSeq and is a predicted model, not a curated record. The transcript has 4 exons. The coding region runs from base 1 to 1281 and encodes 426 amino acids. Gene Ontology annotation, molecular function: transmembrane transporter activity. Lineage: Eukaryota; Evosea; Eumycetozoa; Acytosteliales; Cavenderiaceae. Gene Ontology annotation, cellular component: membrane.
AUGAUCAAUUCAAAUAGUGAACUUAGUAGUUUACGGUUAUCAAAUAUUAAUAUACAUGGAGGAUUGAUAUUUGGUUAUAAUACAGGUGUGAUUGCAGCUGUAUUGACCGUUAAAGAAUGGAGUGGAAUGAAUGAAAUAGAUAAGGGAUUCCUCACAUGUAGUAUAUUGUUGGGUGCUAUGAUUGGUAGUUUGUUGGCUGGUUUUGUUACAGAACGUGUUGGUCGAAAGAAACCAAUGUAUAUAUUGGCAGUACUCUCUAUCGUUGGUGCACUUGGUAGUGCAUUUGUACCUCAUGGACUAUGGAUAGUCAUACCAUUUAGAUUGAUAUUGGGUAUUGCUGUAGGUUCAAGUGGUAUCGUUUGUCCUCUCUACGUUGGAGAAAUGGCAUCACCUGAAAGAAAAGGUACUUUAGGUACUGUUUUUCAAAUUGCAAUUACAGUUGGUAUUCUAGUUGGAGAUGUAAUUGGAUUUUCUUUAAAGAAUGUAGUCUAUAGUUAUAGAAUCAUGUUUGGUUUGGGUGCAAUCCCAGGUGUAUUUUUAAUUGCAACUCUAUUUUUCGUUCCAGAGUCAAAUGUUUGGAUAGAAAAGAGAAAUACUCAAAGAAAUACUUUAUUACUUUUAAAUAAGGAUGAAACUGGAGGAAUGGGAAUCAAGUUGUUACUCUCAAAACCAGCUGGAAGAUUUGCAUUAUUUAUUGGUUCUAUUUUAGCCAUCAAUAAUCAAUUGACUGGUAUCAAUGCUUUUAUGUAUUUUAGUCCUUCUAUUUUCCAACAAGCUGGUAUUUCUGGUAAUGGUAUUACCAUUGCAACUAUUUGUUUAGUAGGAUGGAAUGUAAUUAGUACAUUGGCAGCAACCUUUUUAAUCGAUAGAAUUGGUCGUAAAAAGUUAAUGGUGAUUAGUACUGUUGGAAUGAGUAUUAGUUGUUUGACAUUGGCACUACUUUUCACAUUGGUCAAGGGUACUGUACUUGGUUACUUGUCGGUCGUUCUUUUGUUUGUAUUUGUUUUUGCAUUUGAACUUGGAGCUGGCCCAUUGUUUUGGAUCUUGGUCAUUGAAAUCUUCCCAGAAGAGAUGAAGGAUUUGGGUUCUAGUUUAUUGAAUGCAUUGCAAUGGAUAUUCAACAUUGCACUUUCAUUCUCUUUCCUCUGGCUCGUCUCUCUGAUUGGACAAGCUGCUAUCUUUUGGAUAUUUGGUGGAAUUGGUAUAUUCUGUCUUGUAUUGGUUUCAAUCUAUCUUCCAGAUACUCAAGUUGUCAACCAAGGUUAUAAACCUAUAGAUUGA